Messenger RNA from Malaclemys terrapin pileata, 972 nucleotides. Its product is annotated as olfactory receptor 11A1-like. The record is from RefSeq and is a predicted model, not a curated record. The coding region runs from base 1 to 972 and encodes 323 amino acids. Gene Ontology annotation, molecular function: olfactory receptor activity; G protein-coupled receptor activity. Gene Ontology annotation, biological process: G protein-coupled receptor signaling pathway. The transcript has a single exon. Gene Ontology annotation, cellular component: membrane. NCBI's taxonomy places the organism in Eukaryota, Metazoa, Chordata, Testudines, Emydidae.
AUGGCAGACACAACAGAGGGAAAUAAAACGUCCAUUACUGGAUUCAUCCUCCUGGGCUUUGGGAAUCUCCAUGAACUUCAAAUUCUUCUCUUCCCGCUGUUUCUAGUGAUCUACAUUGUGACUGUGGCCGGGAACAUCCUCUUCAUUGCACUAGUUUUGGCUGAUCAGCACCUUCACACCCCCAUGUAUUUCUUCCUGGGGAACUUGUCCUGCCUGGAGACCUGCUACAGCUCCACCAUCCUGCCCAGGUUGCUGGCCAGUCUCCUGACUGGGGACAGAACCAUUUCUGUGAGUGGCUGCCUCGUACAAUUUGAUAUCUUUGGUUCUCUUUUAGCUGCAGAAUGUUGUCUCUUAUCGAUGAUGUCUUACGAUCGGUAUUUAGCCAUAUGCAAACCUCUGCAUUAUGCAGCCCACAUGACGAGAAGAUUUUCCUUCCAGCUAGCAGCUGGGUCUUGGCUAAGUGGGUCUGUGGUCAGCACCAUUGCGGCAUGUUGGUUAUCACAAUUGAUUUUCUGUGGCCCCAAUGAAAUUGACCAUUUCCUUUGUGAUUACACCCCAUUGAUAAAACUGUCCUGCAGUGACACCAACUUGAUAGUUCUUGUGAAUUUCCUUCUCUCCUUUAUAUUCAUUCUUCCUCCAUUUCUCUUAACCCUGACAUCUUACGUGUGUAUCAUCCACGCUGUCCUGAGAAUCCCUUCCAGCACGGGGAGGGAAAAGGCUUUCUCCACCUGCUCCUCUCACCUCAUCAUCAUCACUAUUUUCUAUGGGACCCUGUUCAUUGUCUACAUGCUCCCAGACACUGCGGCACUGAACAAAGUGUUCUCCAUCUUCUAUUCGGUCCUGACUCCCAUAGUGAACCCCCUCAUCUACAGUCUGAGAAACAAAGAGGUCAAGGAGGCUCUGAGAAAAGCUCUAAGUAAGACUAUGACUUUUAUAACCAAUCACAAACUUUUUUCUAGGCAUUUAUUGUAG